AUGGAUUUGAAUAGACUUGCCGCACUUGGUUGUUGUUCUUGGUAUUUUAAUAGAAAAGCAAAGAAUACUAAGAAAGAAAAUACAAAUCCAUCAUCACAAUCAGAUGUAAUGACGAAAAAGGAAUUAAAAAGUCGUCGUAAACAAUUUGGUAUAUGUUUAAAAUGUGGUCAAACUUUGACGGAUUAUAAAUUUUGUCAAUCAUGUUCAUCAAAGGAAUUUCAAUCAAAAUUUAAUGAUUGGACAAGCGAAGAUUUAUGUAUAGAUAAAUUCAUACAAGGUUCACAAUUAAAGGCGACGAAUAACCAAUCUUAUUUAUUAUGGAUACCUUUUGACGAUUUUAUCAAUGUAAAAUAUUUAGCUAACGGUGGUUUCGCUUCGGUUUAUUCGGCGAGAUGGGAUCAUUUUGAGACUGGUGAUAUAGUUGACGUUGUGCUUAAACGUUUACAUAAUGGACAGAUUUCCAAUCCUGAAUUUUUAAAAGAACAAGUUUCAAUGCUUUUAUAUGGGGCUAUGAAUAAUAGCAAUAUCGUUAAAUGUUAUGGUUUCACCAAACACCCUACCGAAGGUUAUAUGUUGGUAUUGGAACAAGCUGAGGAUGGUGAUUUGAGAGGUUUUCUUCGUAAACAAUCUUCUACUUUCUUAUGGUCCGAAAAAUUAUUCAUCUUAAGAGAGAUUUCGAAAUCACUUGAAUUACUUCAUCAACGUGAAUUCGUUCAUGGUGAUUUGCAUACCGGUAAUAUAUUAAAGACAAAUGAUCAAAGGAGGUCAUGUCGAAUUCUCAAGAAUAAUAAGAAAUGUCGUCAUGAAAAUUUAGAAAUAAUCGUUGAUUUACCGUUAUAUUUUGAUUCAAACACUUCAUACACUUCACCUUUUGGUGUUAUACCAUACGUCGCCCCUGAAGUAUUUGAGAAAGGUUAUUAUACAAAACAAACUGAUAUUUACAGUUUCGCUAUAAUCAUGUGGGAAUUAGCUACUUAUCAACAACCUUUCUUUAAAUAUUCAAAUGAAAAGGAUUUGGUUCAUGAUAUUCGGAAUGGUAUUCGUCCGGAAAUUGAUGAUCAACAAAUCCCUAAAUGUGUUUUGGAUUUAAUGGAAAAAUGUUGGGAUCCUAAACCAUUUAAUAGACCUUCUGCUCAAACAAUUACUAGUAUAAUCGAUGAAUGGAUUUGGAUUCUAUCUGCUUCAAAGAUUAGAUUAUCUAAUAAAUCUAGGGAUAUCUUAAAUCAAUUUUCUUUGGCUAAUAAUAAUACAAAGAAAAAAGUUAAACUUCAAUCAAGGUUACCCCCUUCGCUUGCUCGUUCUUCUACCCUGCUUAGAAACAAUAUUUAUUAUAGCAAGUCUUUGAGUAAAUAUUUAAUUAUUAUGGAUGUUGAAAAAACUGCUAAUGCUGCUUCUUUUGCUGCUUCUACCAAUUCAGUUAAUUUUGAUACAGAUGGACAAGAUGACUCUGAAUAA
Messenger RNA from Funneliformis geosporum, 1455 nucleotides. The record is from the annotation of a GenBank genome assembly. Lineage: Eukaryota; Fungi; Glomeromycota; Glomeromycetes; Glomerales; Glomeraceae.